UUCAGUGUUUAUCGAACUGCAAAGCGGUACAAGCCUUGACGUCUCUCUUUUUUGAAGGAAGUCCUAACAAAACGUCACAAUGUUGAUGCCAAAAAAGAAUAGGGUUGCCAUCUACGAAUACCUUUUCAAGGAAGGUGUUAUGGUAGCCAAAAAGGACUACCAUGCUCCAAAACACCCUGAAUUGGAAACUAUUCCCAACUUGGAAGUUAUCAAAGCUUUGCAAUCCUUGAAAUCCAGGGGUUUUGUUAAGGAACAAUUCGCAUGGAGGCACUUCUACUGGUACCUCACUAACGAAGGUAUUGAAUACUUGAGGACAUACCUCCAUUUGCCCCCAGAAAUUGUCCCAUCCACCCUUAAGAGACAAAUUCGCCCAGAAGCUCGCCCAAGGGCUGCUACUGUCAGGUCUGAACACUCUAAACCUUCUGAAGACCGUGCUGGAUACAGAAGGACUCCAGGUGGCCCACCCGGAGGUGACAAGAAAGCUGAUGUUGGCGCUGGAAACGCUGAUUUGGAAUUUAGAGGUGGUUUCGGCAGGGGCAGGAGUGCACCACAAUAAUUUUCAUAUUAUAAUUACAUAAUAAAACAUUAAAAAUUGA
Messenger RNA from Nicrophorus vespilloides, 596 nucleotides. RefSeq names its product 40S ribosomal protein S10 (gene RpS10b). NCBI's taxonomy places the organism in Eukaryota, Metazoa, Arthropoda, Insecta, Coleoptera, Silphidae. Gene Ontology annotation, molecular function: RNA binding; structural constituent of ribosome. Gene Ontology annotation, cellular component: cytosolic small ribosomal subunit. The coding region runs from base 80 to 556 and encodes 158 amino acids. The record is from RefSeq and is a predicted model, not a curated record. The transcript has 3 exons.